Molecule: messenger RNA, 1103 nt
Organism: Myxocyprinus asiaticus (Chinese sucker)
Lineage: Eukaryota; Metazoa; Chordata; Actinopteri; Cypriniformes; Catostomidae
Gene: tk1
Product: thymidine kinase 1, soluble
Exons: 7
Coding region: 48-785 (245 amino acids)
Biological process (GO): thymidine metabolic process
Molecular function (GO): thymidine kinase activity; ATP binding
Source: RefSeq, a predicted model, not a curated record
GCUGGCGGGACAUUCAAAAUCCCGCAGUAAAAGUCUGUGAGUGUUUUAUGUGUGCUUUAAUAUUUAUAAAACAAAGUAAUACAAACGAAAUGGAUUGUUUGAAUGUGGCAAAGAUUUUACCCAAUUCCCCACGGAAAAUUAGAGGACAAAUCCAGGUUAUUUUCGGACCAAUGUUUUCAGGAAAAAGCACUGAAUUGAUGCGUCGUGUCCGCCGAUUCCAGGUGGCUCAAUAUUCCUGUUUGGUCAUUAAAUACGCCAAAGACACUCGAUACUCUCAGACGGGAAUGGCUACACAUGACAUGAACACAAUGGAGGCCGCUCCAGCAAACUGUCUGAGUGACAUCAAAUCUCUGGCUCUGCAGGCAUGUGUCAUCGGCAUCGAUGAGGGACAGUUUUUCCCUGACACAGUUGAGUUCUGUGAGGAAAUGGCCAACAUGGGAAAAACCGUCAUUGUCGCAGCACUUGAUGGCACCUUCCAGAGAAAGCCCUUUGGUAACAUCCUGAAUCUGGUGCCUCUUGCGGAGAGUGUCGUCAAACUAAAUGCCGUCUGCAUGCAGUGCUUCAAAGAAGCCGCUUAUACCAAAAGACUCGGAGCAGAGAAAGAGGUGGAGGUGAUCGGUGGCAGUGAUAAAUAUCACGCUGUGUGUCGGGGGUGUUACGGGGGUCUAAUGGACUAUAAAGAGAACUGUGACCUGCAGAGUGAGGAAACGCCCCCUCACAUGAUGACAGGAAAACCACUGGACCGAAACGCUCCACGCAAACUCUUUGCCUCUCUCCACCUGUGAAAAUACUCACGAGCGUUACAUCAGAACUGUAUUAUGACAACAUGUGGUGUUGUAUUAUGAUAUAAUAUGCUGUGUGUGUGAGUACUUUUUAAUCCUAAUUUAUAUUUAGUCAAGCAAAUUAUUUGGAAGUGCAUGUCUAGCUUUAGUAUCAAAUAUUGAAGGGGUUUUCUUUUUUCAGUCAUCUUAAUUUUAAAUUUGAUUUUAAUCAAACUAAUUUGUUUCAAAACAACCAGCUAUCACUAUAAACACACUGCCAUCAAACAGUUAUGUAUUAUUGUGUAUCAUAAUGUACAAAUAUCACUAAGUGAAUAUAAUUUG